Molecule: messenger RNA, 249 nt
Organism: Sphenostylis stenocarpa
Lineage: Eukaryota; Viridiplantae; Streptophyta; Magnoliopsida; Fabales; Fabaceae
Source: the annotation of a GenBank genome assembly
AUGUUCAUGGCGAGCAACGCUCGUAUUGUAACUGUUAUUAGACCGGAUGCUUCUAAAGGAUACACUCCUGGCAACAGAUAUGGUCAGUCUCAACAUGUGGUGGAACGUGGAAAUGCGAAUAACGAUAACGAAGCAACACAAUCAACUCGACAUUGUUAUGCAAAGUGCAUUUCUGAAUGCAUCAACCCUAGUCACUCUAAGGAAGAGAACUUCUGCGCUAACAAGUGCAGAGAUAGAUGCAAUACUUGA